Messenger RNA from Lottia gigantea (owl limpet), 2676 nucleotides. RefSeq lists its product as hypothetical. The transcript has 19 exons. Gene Ontology annotation, molecular function: peptide binding; metalloaminopeptidase activity; zinc ion binding. Gene Ontology annotation, cellular component: cytoplasm. The coding region runs from base 1 to 2676 and encodes 891 amino acids. NCBI's taxonomy places the organism in Eukaryota, Metazoa, Mollusca, Gastropoda, Lottiidae. The record is from RefSeq and is a predicted model, not a curated record. Gene Ontology annotation, biological process: proteolysis; peptide catabolic process.
AUGACGUCAACAACUCCUGGAUAUUAUCCUGAUGAACCCUGGAGAAACCUACGUCUACCUCGCACCAUUCUUCCAGUACACUAUGACUUAACACUGUAUCCAGAUUUUUAUGAAAAUAAUGGUUGGUUUUAUGGUAACGAAACCAUUACGAUUCGUCUUGAUGAAUCUUCGAAAUAUAUUCUAGUACAUUACAAAUUUAUGAAUAUUACUAAAACAGAAUUACGAGAAGCUGGAACAAAUAAUCAGAUUGAUAUUGCUCGAACAUUUACCAAUGAAGAGAAUCAAUUUUGGGUAGUUCAAACUUCUACAGAUAUUGCAAAAGGAAGUAUGGUCGAUUUAUACUUGGAAUUUGAUGGAUCGUUGACAAAUGCUAUAGUUGGUUUUUAUAAGAGUACAUACGUUAAUUCUAUUACUAAUGAAACCAGAAAUUUAGCCACAUCGAAAUUUGAACCUGUUGAUGCCAGAAGAGCAUUCCCAUGUUUUGAUGAGCCAAAUAUUAAAGCUGAGUACACGAUAAGAUUAGUCCACAGACCAGAGUAUACACCUUUAUCCAAUAUGCCAGAUAGCACAAGCGAUUUUGCGACUAAUUUGGUGCGGACAACGUUUAAAAAAUCUGUUAAAAUGAGCACUUAUUUGGUUUGUUUUAUUGUAUGUGAUUUUAAAUAUAUAGAAGUUAACACGACUACAAAUAGAACGUUAAGAGUUUACGCUACCCCUGAUAAAAUAGACCAAGCUAGUUAUGCACUCAACGUAAGUAAACAUACUAUGGAAUAUUAUGAGAAGAUAUUUGAUCUGCCUUAUCCACUCCCUAAACAAGAUAUGAUUGCUAUUCCUGAUUUUGUAUCUGGUGCUAUGGAACACUGGGGUUUGAUAACAUACCGAGAGACCAAUUUACUAUAUGAUGAAAACAGUGCUUCCUCCGCUAACAAACAACGUGUUGCAGCAGUUAUAGCUCAUGAAGUAGCUCAUCAGUGGUUUGGUAACAUUGUUACCAUGGAUUGGUGGGAUGAUCUCUGGUUAAAUGAAGGUUUCGCCAGUUUUAUGGAAUAUAUCGGAGUUUCUUCAUAUGAAACUGACUGGGAUAUGAUGGACCAAUUUUUAACAGCCGAUCUACAACCAGUGAUGGAAACCGAUGCCGGUCUCGAAUCUCACCCUAUCGUAGUUCCAGUUCAAAAACCCAGUGAAAUAAACGAAGUCUUUGAUGCUAUAUCAUACCAAAAGGGUUCCUCUGUUAUAAGGAUGAUGGAAUCUAUUAUGGGAAAAGACAAAUUUUUCCAGGGUGUUGCGAAAUAUUUAAAGCAAUAUGAAUGGGGCAAUGCUAUAACAGACAACUUAUGGCAGUCUUUGAGUGAGGUAAGCUCGCUUGACGUGAAACAUAUAAUGGAUACAUGGACACGACAGAUGGGAUAUCCUUAUAUAAAUAUAUCUUAUUCUCCACCAUCAGCAACAGGACAAACUACAGUUACAGCAAAACAAAGACGAUUUCUUAGUGAUGCCAAUACCACAUUUGAUCCCAGUGUAUCUGAAUUCGGGUAUAAAUGGUACGUUAAUCUGGAUUACGUCACUUCCGAUGGUAAAAAUGGAAGCUACAUUCUAGAUUUAAAUGAUGGAUCAUUUACUGUUGAUAUUGACAUGUCAAUCCCAAAUAAUUGGAUUAAAUUCAACAUUGGACAAACUGGAUUCUAUAGAGUUACCUAUUCAGAUGAAAUAUGGAGAAGGUUUGGUUCCAGUCUUACCAAUGGUCAGAAAGGAUCUUUACCAAUUCGUCCUGUGGAUAGAUCAGCAUUAGUUGAUGAUGCAUUCAGUCUAGCUGCUGGUGGAUAUUUAAAUUAUGACGUAAUGAUGGAUAUGACAUUAUACCUCGAUAAAGAAGAUCAUUAUCUGCCUUGGAAAUCAGCUGGAAAUGGAAUAGACUACAUCACUAACAUGUUAGAACAUUCUGGUAAUUUUGGUCCAUGGCGGGAAUAUGUAUUAAGUAAAGUAAAGCCUGCUCUAAUAGAGAUUGGAUGGGACGACACAGGGUCACAUCUAGAGAAAUUAUUACGCGUAGAAUUAAUUAGUCUAGCAUGUUACCAUGGUGAUGAAGAUUGUUUAAAUUUUGCUGGAACGAAAUUCCGAGAAUGGUUGAGUAAAGGAACCCCCGUGAGUCCAAACUUGCGAACUAUAGUGUACAGAUAUGGUAUGGCUAAAGUUGGUACCUCAGAUGACUGGGAUCAAAUCUGGUUGAAAUAUAAACAAGAAACAGUACCACAAGAACGAGUAAAAUUACUCUAUGCUUUAUCUCAAACUAAAAUUGUUUGGCUUCUAACAAGAUAUUUAGAAUAUGCUAACAACGAAGACAAAGUUCGAUCACAAGAUUUCUUCACAGUGGUAAACUAUAUCAGUAGAAAUUCAAUAGGGAAAGAUAUCACUUGGAAUUGGGUUCGUGAAAACUGGCAAAAACUCGUGGAUAGAUUUACAUUGUAUUCUCGUUCACUGGGUAGACUGGUACCAAACAUAGUCAGUAGUUUUAAUUCCGAUUUCAGACUUAAAGAGGCAACAUUCUUUAAACUAUAUCCUGACGCUGGGUCUGGUGCUAGGGGUAGAAAACAAGCAUUAGAGUCUAUUCAAGUUAAUGUUAAUUGGAUGAACAAAUACAACUCUGUCAUUAUACAAUGGUUAAAAGACAAUGCAUAA